Messenger RNA from Blepharisma stoltei, 2215 nucleotides. The record is from the annotation of a GenBank genome assembly. Lineage: Eukaryota; Ciliophora; Heterotrichea; Heterotrichida; Blepharismidae.
AUGUCGAAGGCACAAAAUCUUUCUCAGACAAUCUCAUCAUCCUUAGCUUGGUCUAUAUCAAGAUCAUUCUCUCCAGCAUCUUCAAAUAGGCAUAAAAGAAAAAUGAGCACUCCUACAGAUACUAAAAAUUCUAUUUUAAAUUCAUCACAAAAUUUUCCAAAUUUGUAUAAAAUUAAAAACAGAACGAUGAGAAAUGGAAUUAAGGUUAACCCAGAAACAGCUGCCCAAGUAAUUAAAGAUUUUUUGAUACCUAUGUUUAACUAUGAUAACCGAAAUAGGACGGAAAAACUUAGAAAAAGGGUAUUUGGGCUAAAAGAUGAAGAAAAGAGGAGUCAAAGCUUCAGUGAGCAUGAAGGAACUGUAUAUGCUGAAUUAAAUUUAAGCACCCAGCUAAAUCGCGAAAUACAAAAGUUAAGAGAAAAAAAUGAAAGUUUGCAGAGAAAAGUUUAUGAGAUAACGCAAGAAAAAGAAUCAAUUAAUUAUGAGUAUGAAAAACUAAAAGAGAAAAAUAUCCAAAAUGAAACCAAUAUUUUUGCAUUUAAGUUAAAGUUUAAAAUAAAUCUUCACAAGAAGCCGUAGACUUCUCUCACUAAACUCGGAUUUAGGGCCUAAGUCCUACCCCUAACUGGCAUUUUUAAUUGAUUUUUGCAUUAAACUUGCAGUGCUUAUCAUUGCAGCACGAUUGCAGUAAUUUAGCAAUUAAUUUUACAUUUAUGAAACUGCAGCUAGAAGAAUACAAAGAAAAAUAUGACCAAUGUUUUGAAAUUAAAGAAAAGUUAAGCAAAGAGCUGCAUGAAGAAAAAGCUGGUAAUGAUAAAUUAAGAAAUAAAGCAAUUCAGCUCGAGCAUGGUGCCUCUUUAUUAGUCCUUGAAAACGAAAUUAUGGGAGAGCGCUUAAAAGGUCUUUUUACAGCAUUUGACCAUAUUGCAGGGAAUGCUUCACUUGCUUCUCAGCUUGAAAAUGAAAUUGAAAUUCUCCGUAAAAAUUUAUUUUUCCUUGCAAGCUUUAACCUGAAUUUAAUUGAAGAACUUAAUAGUAUUAUUAAGGUUAAAGACUCUUUACUUGAAGCUUCUCAAGAACUAAGUAUCGUAAAAGAUGACUUAAAAAACCAACGUGACAGAAUAGUCAGGACUUUUAAAGAAAACGCAGGAAAUUUUCAGCGAGAAUUGCAAACUGCCCAACAGGAAAGAGAAAAAUAUAAGCUUCAAGCUAGCGAAUUUGAAAAAAAAUUUGGAGAUUUGAAUCAAGAAUAUAACCGAUUACGUAUGAGACUGAAAUCUUUUCAGCAUCGUUUUGCUAGCUCUGAAGCAGAUGAAAGAAUCUGCAAAAAUUGCCAAAGGCCUUAUACAGAAAAAGAUAAUUUCAAUUGAUCAUGUAGAACACAUCCAAGCAAGAUUAUAGAUGAUAUAUGAUUUUGCUGUGGGAAAAUAGGAAAAGAAGCAUCUGGGUGUGUCACUUCUAACUUUUUCCCUAAAGUGGAACAAAAUAUCGGUGAAUUAACCAUUUAAAUUAUUUUUUAUACAAGAGAAAAAAAAUUAUGUAAAUAGCUUUGAUGUCUAAUUUCAUAUUGCCAAAUUCGAAAAUUUACUGUAUAUUUUUGUAUUUUUAACUAGAAAACUUAUUAGAAUAUUAUUUAAACAGUUGAAUAAAGCUUAUAUAUUAAGUUUUAUGAAAUAGAUUUUUUUGUUCCAAUUUACAAUGGGAGAGUAAGCAUAUUUCUAAAGAAGAUGAUGAGUUUGAGUUAAAUCAGACAAAAACUGUAUCAAAUUUGUGUACUGUAAAUUUAAUAUAGAGCUGCAGAGAAUUCGGACAUAUAAAAGAAGACUGCCCAAAAGAUCCAAACACAAGGACAAAAUUCCCACCUGUAGAAGAAUUAGAGAGGAUCACAGAAAAUUUAAAAAGGAAAAAUAAAAUCAGCAAUUUAGCAUCAGGGAUUCAAGAGAAAGUGGUACAGAUUCUCGAGACAAGGCUUGAAGGCAGUGAAUUUGCAAAAAUUGAUCAAGAAACAAAUAAUGACGAAGAAGACAAAACAAGCAAUGAAGAGAAAAAUACUAAAAGCUUCUGAGAUUUAGAAAAGCUAAAAGCCGAAGUGACAUUUGACGAAGAUGAAACCUCUAUAAAAAUCGAUUUUUCAAGCCAAAAUAAUGCAUCAAUGAAGCAAAAGCAUCAAAACUUUAUAAUAAGCAUGGAAGAGCUCAAAAAUGCUAUUCCAUAA